Messenger RNA from Globicephala melas (long-finned pilot whale), 606 nucleotides. The record is from RefSeq and is a predicted model, not a curated record. Lineage: Eukaryota; Metazoa; Chordata; Mammalia; Artiodactyla; Delphinidae.
AUGACCGACGACGAAGUCAUACGGAAGCGUCUCCUAAUCGACGGAGAGGGUGCUGGAGAUGAUGAGAGAAUUAAUCUGCUAGUGAAAAGUUUCAUUAAAUGGUGCUACUCUGGAGCCCAGGAAGAGGGGUACAGCCAGUACCAACAAAUGCUGAGCACACUGUCCCAAUGUGAACUUUCAAUGGGCAAAACUUUGCUGGUAUAUAAUAUGAAUCUCAAAGAAGUGGAAAAUUAUGAAAAAACUUACAAAGAAAUAGAAGGUAACAUUGCUGGAGCACAUGAAAAAAUUGCUGAGUUCAAAAAGCAAAUUCUUCAAGCAAAACAAAUACGAAAAAAUCGCCAAGAAUAUGAUGCAUUGGCAAAAGCGAUCCAGCGUCAUCCAGACAGGCAUGAGACAUUAAAGGAAAUAGAGGCUCUGGGAAAAGAAUUAGAGCAUCUUUCACGUGUUAAACAAAGUGUUGAAGAUAAGCUAGAAUUGAGAAGAAAACAGUUUCACGUUCUUUUUACUACCAUCCACGAACUUCAGCAAGCACUGGAAAAUGAUGAAAAGCUCUCAGAGGUAGAAGCAGCUCAAGAAACAAGCAUGGGAACUGAUCCUAAACCAUAG